AUGGCGUUCACUGGCUACGUGUUCAAGACCAAGGAGGAGGUGGCGCAGGUGGCGGAGGUAGCGGGCCAAGGACCGACUUUCCGCUGGUGCCAGCGCCAAGCGCGGCGACUGCACUGCAUGGUGACCUGCGGCUACGUGGAGAAGGCUGGCGUGCUGCUCUACAACUCGAUGCUAGUCGUGGGUCCCGACGGCGAGCUGGUGCUCAACCCGCGAAAGACGUUCCUGUACGAGACCGACAAGUCCUGGGCCACAGCGGGGGACGGCUUCUGCUCGUGGCACUGCCCGUGGCUCAACAAGACCAUCUCGUUCGGGAUCUGCAUGGAUAUCAACCCGGACGACUUCAAGGCUCCGUUCUCGGCCUACGAGUUCGGCUCCCACGCAGUGGAUAACAAGAGCGACUUGCUGCUGUUUGCCUGCGCCUGGAACGACUUCGAGGAGCACGACGUGGCGCCGUACCCGACGCUUUCCUACUGGGCACAACGCUUGACGCCAGUCAUAGACGCGCUGGCCGCAGGCGACUACGCGAAGCCCAACUGCCACUUCCUCUGCUCGAACCGAAUCGGCUCUGAGAAUGGGACGUUCUUCGUUGGCGCGAGCUGCGCUCUCUCGCUCAAAGAGCCCGCUAUAGUGGCGCACGCUGGGCGGCGGACGGAAGAGCUGCUGCGCGUGGAGAUCCCUGGCGAUGCAAGCGAAUCAGAGUAG
Molecule: messenger RNA, 702 nt
Organism: Phytophthora sojae
Lineage: Eukaryota; Oomycota; Peronosporomycetes; Peronosporales; Peronosporaceae
Exons: 1
Coding region: 1-702 (233 amino acids)
Biological process (GO): protein catabolic process
Molecular function (GO): protein-N-terminal asparagine amidohydrolase activity; protein-N-terminal glutamine amidohydrolase activity
Source: RefSeq, a predicted model, not a curated record